Glycine soja is the source of this 1348-nucleotide messenger RNA. RefSeq names its product factor of DNA methylation 5-like. The coding region runs from base 143 to 1348 and encodes 401 amino acids. Lineage: Eukaryota; Viridiplantae; Streptophyta; Magnoliopsida; Fabales; Fabaceae. The record is from RefSeq and is a predicted model, not a curated record. The transcript has 4 exons. Gene Ontology annotation, biological process: gene silencing by siRNA-directed DNA methylation.
AUUGACCAUUAGACUGCGAAGAUAGGGUGCAAUUGGGCAACAAGGAUCAGGGAAGAGAACCAACAAGAUACUAGUCAUCUGAGAGCACGCAGAGUAAGGGGAAGGAAGAAGAGCUAAGGAGCAUUUGAAGUACAAAGCAUCAAUGGCUAGCAGUUCAGAUGAGAGGUAUGUUUGGCCUUGGACAGGCAUUGUUGCCAACAUAUUUGGGAAGCCAAAGCAUGAACCAGUGGAGUGUGAUAGCAUGUAUUGGCUGAGAAAGUUUGAACAAUACAAACCCGAAGAGGCUUAUGUUUUGCAUUGUGCAGAAGAUCCAACAGGGUACGUUGUGCUGGAAUUUGGUACAGAAUGGACUGGGUUCACGCAAAUGAUGAAGUUAGAUACAGAUUUUCUUGUUGAUCAUCAUGGAAAAAAGGAUUAUUAUGAGUCAAGGAAAAUGGGUUAUUCUUCAGGCUUAUUUGGUUGGUGUGCACAGGCAGAAGAUUACAACUCAGAAGGGCUUGUUGGAAAUUUUCUCCGUCAGAAAGCUGAGCUGAAAACAACCUCUAUGGUUGCACAAGAGUCAUUAAAUGAAAAAACUGAAACUCUGGAUCAUUUGUAUGGGGAAAUAGGCUCUGUAAACAAAAAGAUUAGUGAGAUGGAAUCGAAGUACAUUGAGGACUACAUGUCAUUGGAUAAAAUGAUGAAAGAGAUUGAGAAGAAGAGAGACUUGCUUCACCAGACUCGUGCUGAAGAUGAUCAUGUAAAUUGUGCUCCAGUGUUGAAGUCGAUGGUAAUGCGUGGACGUGAAAUUACUUAUAAAGCCAUGGAAAAAAAUAAAAAAUUGCAACAAGAGAUAGAUACAAUGAAUGAUGAACUCGAUCGCUGGUGUCAACAACUGAUUGAACAAGAAAAGUCAACUAUACAACAAAGGAGAAAAUUUGAGGAAGAAAAGAAAAGCCAAAUGGAAUCACUAAUUUUAGCAACAGAGAAGCAGAUGAAGGCCAGAAGUGAUGUUCUCAGUUUGCUUGAAAAGCAUCAGGUGUGUUACGUGUUGUUUGUUUCUUCAUUCAGAAGUGAUGCACUGUUGAAGCUUGAAAAAGAGAAGGGAAAUGAACAAAAUUUGAAUUUAGAAAUUGCUGAACUAGAGGAACAACUCAAGGUUUUGAGGUGUGUGAACUCAGAGGAAGCUGAUCAUGAGAAUAAAAGAAAGAUCGAAAUAGAAGAGAUAGAAGAAAAAUUGGAGGACAUGAUUUUUGAUAUGUCCGUAAAAGAUGAUGAAAAUCAAGCUUUGAAGAAGAAGGUACAAGAAGCUAAAAUUGAGCUAGAAGAUGCUAGGCAACAAAUUAUUAAGGUAAAUGUUCUGUUCUGA